Messenger RNA from Pteropus alecto (black flying fox), 1672 nucleotides. It is a transcript of the gene STK33, whose product is annotated as serine/threonine kinase 33. Gene Ontology annotation, biological process: mitotic DNA damage checkpoint signaling; protein phosphorylation. Gene Ontology annotation, cellular component: cytoplasm; nucleus. Bases 101 to 1672 code for a protein of 523 amino acids. Gene Ontology annotation, molecular function: protein serine/threonine kinase activity; ATP binding. Lineage: Eukaryota; Metazoa; Chordata; Mammalia; Chiroptera; Pteropodidae. The transcript has 12 exons. The record is from RefSeq and is a predicted model, not a curated record.
AUUUUGCCAUCGGCUUACCUUAUCCUUUUCGGUCUGCUCUUUUUCCUCAAACAGUGGAAAUAGCUUUCUUUCAAGUUGCUUUUGUCACAGAGUUAAGCAAAUGGCUGAUAGUGGCUUUGGUAAAAAAUCCCCCAAGUGCUCCAAAUGUUCUCAGAAAGAAGUACUUUGUCUAUGUUCCUGUAAAUCAAGGCUUUCUCCAAUGUCAGUGGUGGAAAUGUCACAGACAUCAAGCAUUUCUAGUUCAGUCGUCUCCAUUUCAUCGGAGAGAAAAAAAGAACAAGCCAGUAAAGAUAACGCCUCUGAAAAAGAUUUGCCCUCAAGAACCUCAAAUGUAGAGAGAAAGGCAUCUCAACAACAAUGGGGUCGGAGCAACUUUACAGAAGGAAAAGUUCCGCAUAUACGGAUGGACAAUGGAGCUGCUAUUCAGGGAAUCUAUACUUUUGGAAGAAUAUUGGGACAAGGGAGCUUUGGAAUGGUGUUUGAAGCUACAGACAAGGAAACAGAAAUUAAGUGGGCAAUUAAAAAAGUGAACAAAGAUAAGGCUGGAAGCUCUGCUAUAAAGUUACUUGAACGGGAGGUGAGCAUCCUAAAAUGUGUGAAACACGAACACAUCAUACAUCUGGAACAAGUGUUUGAGACGCCAAAGAAAAUGUACCUGGUGAUGGAGCUUUGUGAGGAUGGAGCACUCAAGGAAAUUCUGGAUAGGAAAGGGCAUUUCUCAGAGAAUGAGACCAGGUGGAUCAUUCAAAGUCUCGCAUCAGCUAUUGCAUAUCUUCACAGUAAUGAUAUAGUACAUAGAGAUCUCAAACUGGAAAACAUAUUGGUUAAAAGCAGCUUUAUUGAUGAUAACAAUGAAAUGAACUUAAACAUAAAGGUGACUGAUUUUGGCUUAGCGGUGAAAAAGCAUGGUAGGAGUGAGGCCAUGCUACAAACCACAUGUGGGACUCCUAUCUAUAUGGCCCCCGAAGUUAUCAAUGCCCACGACUAUAGCCAGCAGUGUGACAUUUGGAGCAUAGGUGUCAUAAUGUACAUUUUAUUUUGUGGAGAACCGCCCUUUUUGGCAAGCUCCGAAGAGAAGCUUUUUGAGCUAAUAAGAAAAGGAGAACUACAUUUUGACGGUGCAGUCUGGGAUUCCAUAAGUGAUAGUGCUAAAAGUGUUCUGAAACAACUUAUGAAAGUUGAUCCUGCUCACAGAAUCACAGCUAAGGAACUACUAGAUAACCAGUGGAUAACAGGCAAAACACUUUCUUCAGUGAGACCAAUCAAUGUGUUAGAAAUGAUGAAGGAAUGGAAAAAUAAUCCAGGAAGUGAUGAUGAAAACACAACAGAUCAAAAGAACAAGUGGUCCAUUCAAGAAAAAUUGAAAGGUUUCCGACCCAGUGGACCCAGUGGACCCAGUGGACCCAGCAGAAAUGUCCAUGAUUUCAAUAAUACUUCAGAUGAAGAAGAGGAAAAACAGCUCGCUGCUUAUAAAAAGAAAUUUCCUGUGACCAGUAAGAAGGAAAACAUGGACAGCUUGGACAUGAGCUAUUCAAAUUCCCCAUCUAGCAGACUCCUUCAGGCCGGAGUCAAGGAAGAAAUCCAGAAAUCCCCUGUGACUUCAAAUCAAAGGACAGCAGCCAAAAGCACUGCUAAAUCCAUUGCCCUGCCGAGAACCAAAAAGAAGCCCUAA